ACAACCUUCAUUUUAGAUCACAGUGGCUAAUGUCUUCGGCUUACUUCUUGCUUCUUACUUCUUUUUCAUAACUGACCAUGGGGAAAGCACUGGCUGUUUGGAUGUACAGGAAUUUCCUUGAUCUUUACAACACUGGUCAUGCUUCUCAGGGAGUUUCUAAACAUAAAUGUGGAACCAUAAAGGCCUGCUUCAAAGUAAGGAGAAAUAAGGGCACAUUUGUGGCUCUGGAGUAAAAUAAGAUAAAUUCCUCGUUUGGGAAAAGGCAGGGGCAAAUGUUGUCUUAAAGAUGUUUAAGAAUAAUGUUACUGACCAUAAACAAAAGGUGGAAGCCAUAAUUAAAAACAUGAACACAGUUUCUUUGGAGUUGAAGAAAAUGAGAGAGCUCUCCCAGUUGCUGCUUUGUGACCUCACUCUGCAGUUUAGUGAUCCUGUGAAUACAGAGGACUUCAAGGAAACAGAAAGAAAUGACUCCCUGUCUGAAAAGUCUGAAAUACCAGAUGCAUCUCUUGCUUCUAACAGUUUCUCUAUCUGAUUUAUUUUUUAGUUAUUAUGAGUUCAUGGUGUUUUUCAUUGUUGAAUUAGCAAAUAUUUGGGGGGAUUAAAUUUACUAAAAUACUUAAUGUAAUUAAAAGCAGCAAAAUUAAUACAGUUGUAAAUAAAUAUUUCAUUUUCUUGAAGGCUC
Molecule: messenger RNA, 682 nt
Organism: Chinchilla lanigera (long-tailed chinchilla)
Lineage: Eukaryota; Metazoa; Chordata; Mammalia; Rodentia; Chinchillidae
Product: chromosome unknown open reading frame, human C5orf58
Exons: 5
Coding region: 287-532 (81 amino acids)
Source: RefSeq, a predicted model, not a curated record